This is a messenger RNA of Drosophila kikkawai, 4883 nucleotides long. Lineage: Eukaryota; Metazoa; Arthropoda; Insecta; Diptera; Drosophilidae. The record is from RefSeq and is a predicted model, not a curated record.
GCGCAUCGCAGGGCAGUCACACGCGAAUUUUGUGCCAUCGACUUCGAGGCGUGCUCCACCAGCGAUUCAUAAAAAAUAUACAAAAUUCGCGUCUCCGGGUGUGGGAAUUGUAGUGAGUUGCAAGAACGGAAUACCCGAGAGUACAAAGGAGCCGGGCAUAAAAGAAAAGUGUCUGAAGGCAUUGUGAAAAAGUGUCCUGUCUACCGGAAGCUGUCGCCCGAAACUAUGCAGCAGUAGAGAGACCCUCAUCCGCCAGGGAAUACGUGGAAAAAUUCAUUGCCAUUUAAGUGAAGGCUGCACCGGCUGUGGUCAAUAUGCGUCUACUAAUGCUGAUAUGGGUUAUGAUGAGUGCUUUAAUGGCUACAGUCCUGGGUUCCUUUGAACUUAUAGGACAGUCCAUCAAAGAUGCCCUGGCCGAGUAUACGCUGACGGACAUCAUGAACAACAACCAAUUUACGGGCAUCGAGUUCGGUGAGGCGGAGGACGGUUUUCCUGCCUUUCGUUUCCUGCAGACGGCGGACGUGAAAUCGCCAUACCGCAUGCUCUUGCCCGAGAAACUGUACGAGUUCGCCAUCCUGAUCACUUUCCGGCAGAGCUCGCCGAAGGGCGGCUACCUGUUCAGUGUGGUCAACCCGCUGGACACCGUUGUCCAGCUGGGUGUCCACCUGUCGCCGGUGGUGAAGAACAGCUACAACGUAUCGCUGGUCUAUACGCAGGCGGACCAAAGUAUUGGCCGCAAGUUGGCCAGCUUCGGUGUGGCUCAUGUGCCGGACAAGUGGAACUCGAUCGCUCUCCAGGUGCUCAGCGACAAGGUGUCCUUCUACUAUGACUGCGAGCUGCGCAAUACCACGCCAGUGGUUAGGGAACCCAUCGAGUUGGUCUUUGACUCUGCCUCAACGCUCUACAUUGGCCAGGCGGGCUCCAUUGUUGGCGGCAAGUUUGAGGGCUAUUUAGAAAAAAUCAAUGUCUAUGGUAAUCCCGAUGCCAUAAAUGUCACAUGCAUGCCGCCCCCAAAGGCAACGGUCGCCCCCACCACAGCGGAUCUGGAUUUGUUUCCUGAUGACGGAUCUGGAGAGAGUUUUCUACCCGAAGAUUCAACGGAUGCCAAUAUUUUAAGUGACGAUUUCUGGGCUGCAUCCGAUGAGGCGACGGACAUCUUCGACGCCAGCGGUAUGCAGCCCCCAGGACAGACGCAGUACUCGCACGAGAGACCAUACCGCGGCAUCAAGGGCGAGAAGGGCGAGCGCGGACCGAAGGGCGACAGCAUACGCGGUCCGCCGGGACCGCCGGGUCCGCCCGGGCCCAAAGGUGAUCCGGCCGUCUAUCCGCCCUUUGUGGAGACAACGAGUGCGGGGGCUAAAUACACUGGCGAGUGUACAUGUAAUGCGUCUGAUAUCCUAGAGGCCAUCAAGGACAAUGAGUCGUUGCGGGAAACGCUCCGCGGAGCGCCAGGAGCGGCGGGCAAGGACGGAAAGCCAGGUACCCCUGGUCACACCGGAGCAACCGGAGUGCCAGGAGCUCGCGGCGCCCGGGGAUCCGAAGGUGCCCAGGGGCAGAAGGGCGAGCCAGGCGUCGACGGCCUACCCGGAGUCGUGGGUCCGCCGGGACCACCGGGUCCGCCUGGUUUGCCCGAGAAUUACGAUGAAUCCCUAAUGGUCAACUCGAUGGGCACAUUCCGGGGCACGACGCAGCCGGGACCCAAAGGUGUGUCCGGCGAGAAAGGUGAUGCGGGCCAGAAAGGAGAGCGCGGCGAUCCGGGUCACAAAGGUGCGCACGGGCCCAGCGGCGCAAAGGGUGAGCCUGGUGAGCCGGGAACACCCGGCCUGCCGGGAUUGCCCGGUCAGGCUGGACAGCCCGGCGGACUCGAGGGCAUGGCCAGCGCUAACGGGACCAAGGGCGAGAAAGGAGAAAAGGGAAUGCGAGGACGACGCGGCGGCACCGGACCCGCUGGACCAAUCGGACCGCCCGGAAAGACCGGGGCCAUGGGCGAUAUUGGACACUCGGGACGGCCGGGCAUGACAGGACCAAAGGGUGAGAUGGGACCCAAGGGCCCGAAGGGAGAUUCCGGCGGACGCGAAGGGGUCAAGGGUGACAAGGGCGACCGAGGUCAGGAUGGACGCGAUGGCCUGCCCGGACCACCGGGACUGCCCGCCACUGGUGGCGGCGAUGGUGACAGCAGCGGGGUUCAGUACAUACCGAUGCCAGGACCUCCAGGACCUCCGGGACCACCUGGCCUGCCGGGUCUCUCGAUUUCCGGACCCAAAGGAGAGCCCGGAAUGGAUUCGCGCAGCAGCUUCUUCGGUGACGCCUCCUAUUACGGCCGACCAGGUGCGCGCUCAUCUUUAGACGAACUAAAAGCACUGCGAGAGCUGCAAGAUCUGCGCGAUCGGCCCGAUGGCACAGCCGAGCCGCCUCGCCAGACAGUACAUUCACACAAACAUGAGGAGGCCCUGGGGCCCGUUGAGGGCGAGGAACCAUACUUUUCGGCCUCCUCCUCGAACAUGAAUAUGAAGAUUGUGCCCGGCGCAGUCACCUUCCAGAACAUCGAUGAAAUGACUAAAAAGUCGGCACUGAAUCCGCCGGGCACGUUGGCCUACAUCACCGAGGAGGAGGCACUGCUCGUUCGCGUCAACAAGGGCUGGCAGUAUAUUGCGCUGGGUACCUUGGUGCCGAUUGCCACGCCCGCACCGCCCACAACGGUGGCGCCCUCGAUGCGAUUCGAUCUGCAGUCGAAGAACCUGCUCAACAGCCCGCCGCCCCCGCUCAAUACGCCCACGUGGUAUCCGCGAAUGCUACGCGUGGCGGCACUGAACGAGCCCUCCGUCGGCGAUUUGCAGGGGAUCCGGGGUGCGGACUUUGCCUGCUAUCGGCAGGGACGACGAGCUGGCCUUUUGGGCACCUUCAAGGCAUUCCUCUCCUCCAGGGUACAGAAUCUGGACUCGAUUGUUCGUCCGGCUGACCGGGACCUGCCCGUGGUAAAUACGCGCGGCGAUGUGCUCUUCAAUUCGUGGAAGGGAAUCUUCAAUGGCCAGGGCGGAUUCUUCUCGCAGGCGCCGAGAAUCUACAGCUUCAGUGGCAAGAACGUGAUGACGGAUCCGUUGUGGCCCAUGAAAAUGGUCUGGCAUGGUUCCUUGCCCAAUGGCGAGCGUUCCAUGGACACAUACUGCGAUGCCUGGCACUCGAGCGCCCAUGACAAGUCUGGUUAUGCCAGCAAUCUCGAGGGUCACAAGCUGCUCGAUCAGAAGAGGCAAUCCUGCGAUGGCAAGCUGAUCGUCCUGUGCGUAGAGGCCCUCUCGCAGGAUCGCAAGCGAAAGAAGCGGGACCUCGGCGGUGGCAGCUACCGCAACAGUCGCAGUAACAGUCAUGACGAGAGCGAAAGUCUGGAGUUCAGCACGGCCGAGGAGUAUGCAGCGCAUUUAGAAAAUUUACUGCUGUAAGCGGAACCGGAAGGAAGAAGCAGCGGCAAGCGAGUCAUACAGUCACACCAACACAUACUCAUACAUAAAACAAGGCGAAACAAAAACAAAAACAAAAACCAAACAAAACAAAUCACAGCACACACACACACACGUACAUACUAUACAUUGAACGUAAACGUAAAUCAUGGCCAUGCAUAUAAUCAGCGAAUUCCAAAUAGAAACCAAAAAAAGAAUACUCAGACGACAGAUGGAAGUUGCAUAUAAAUACAUACUUAUAAUACCCGUACGAAUACACACUACUCGUAGGUAAUGUCUAAUAUAUUUCAUAAACAUACAUAUAGCAUAUAUAGCAUAUAUAUCGUGGAUAUAUAUAUGGGGGUGUACUUUAUGUUCAGGACAAGGCGACGAAGGCAACAAACAAUUUUUUGUACAAGCAGGAAACGUAUUCGUAGCUCGUAAACUGUAAUUUGUAACGUAGCGUUUAGCCGUAACCGAAGUAAUGUAAUUUUUGUAAUUACGUAAGCUCACCCUCGACACAGCAGCAGAUCCAAGGAUAUAUGUUAGAUCACAGGAUCAUACAGUCGCCUCCGCCUACGCAUUACUGGCCAAAUUAGUAUCCUACUUAGCUCGUAUGGCAAUGCACCCGAGAAUCGAGGAACUCUUCACCGGACUCUGUAUAUGCGUGUAUAAAUGUGUAUUUUUGUCGACAAAAGACUUCUAGGUGUGUGUAAAUUAUAAGGAACCCGAGUACCGUUUUUAACUAUCGCAUGCAGCUCAUUCUGCCCCGUCUAUCUCUAAACUAUAUACUAGGAUAUACUUGUAUGUUUUACGACCGAUUUCUACUCCAACCUUAGGCCAGAGAUUUUCUACAGUGUAGUGCGCGAUUCCAGUAAAACAAAAAACAAAAGAAUACUCGUAAUCGGAAUCCCAAUUUCGGAUAGCCGUUUUUAUAUACAUAUGCAUCAUCAGAUGAGUAAGGAUAAUGCAAUUAUAGCGUAACAUGCCAUUAUCCAGCCAGCCCACACGCAAAAACACACCGAUGGUAAAUUCGUAAUUUAUUGUCAUUCGAUAACGAAUACUUAACUAAAUUCUAAUUAUAAUUACCGAGCAUAGUUAGUUAUAUAAUAAUUUCAUUUUGCAUUUAACCAAUGCAUUUCCAACUACAAAAUUUGUAAUGUAAUUAAAUGUAAUUGUAACGACAGUUAAGGUAUUAAUUUAAAACAAUAAACCACGAAUGGCGCAGAACACAAAGCGAAGGGAGCGCCAAGUGACAUUAUAUAAUAGUACGAUUAAAGUAAAAAAUAUAUAUAUAUAUAUUUAGUGAAAUCAAAACUGAAGUGCAGAACAGAACCCUCUAGUCCUAAGUCUAAAAAAUAUGAUGAAAAAAGCGUAACAUGAAUACAUAAUAGCAUAAUAAUAUAAUUGAAUAAUACGAAAUAAUAAAAACUAAACUAUCAAAGGCAA